This is a messenger RNA of Carlito syrichta (Philippine tarsier), 1997 nucleotides long. RefSeq names its product BAI1 associated protein 2 like 1 (gene BAIAP2L1). Gene Ontology annotation, cellular component: nucleoplasm; cytosol. Gene Ontology annotation, biological process: plasma membrane organization; actin filament bundle assembly; positive regulation of actin filament polymerization. Gene Ontology annotation, molecular function: protein binding. The coding region runs from base 143 to 1666 and encodes 507 amino acids. Lineage: Eukaryota; Metazoa; Chordata; Mammalia; Primates; Tarsiidae. The transcript has 14 exons. The record is from RefSeq and is a predicted model, not a curated record.
GGUGCCGUCGUGGGGGGGGGUUCCACGUCCUCCUCUCCACUUCUUGGAAUCAGUGACCGCGCUGGCCUGGCCGCCGGGCUGAAGCCCUCCGAGACCCAAGAGACCAGUUCGAGUUUCCUCCGAGAAAAUAAAGCGCCCAAGCAUGGAGGGGAGGGACUCCCCCGUCCUUGGGAUCGGCCAGAAUGUUAUGGAACAGUUCAAUCCUGGGCUACGAAAUUUAAUAAACCUAGGAAAAAAUUAUGAAAAAGCCGUUAAUGCUAUGAUCCUGGCAGGAAAAGCCUACUACGAUGGAGUGGCCAAGAUUGGUGAGAUUGCCACCGGGUCCCCCGUGUCGACUGAGCUAGGCCAUGUUCUCAUAGAAAUUUCCAGUACUCACAAGAAACUCAAUGAGAGUCUUGAGGAAAACUUCAAAAAAUUUCAUAAAGAGAUUAUACAUGAGCUAGAGAAGAAGACGGAACUUGAUGUAAAAUAUAUGAAUGCAACUCUAAAAAGAUACCAAACAGAACACAAGAAUAAAUUAGACUCUCUGGAGAAAUCUCAAGCUGAGUUGAAGAAGAUCAAAAGGAAAAGUCAAGGAGGACGAAAUGCACUAAAAUAUGAACACAAGGAAAUUGAGUAUGUAGAGACUGUCACUUCUCGUCAGAGUGAAAUCCAGAAAUUCAUUGCAGAUGGUUGCAAAGAAGCUCUACUUGAAGAAAAAAGACGCUUCUGCUUUCUGGUUGACAAACACUGCAGCUUUGCAAAUCACAUACAUUAUUAUCACCUACAGUCUGCAGAAUUACUUAAUUCCAAACUGCCUCGGUGGCAGGAAACCUGUUGUGAUGUCACCAAAGUACCAGAGAAAAUCAUGAAUAUGAUUGAAGAAAUAAAGACUCCAGUCUCUACUCCAGUGUCUGGAACGCCUCAGCCAUCACCCAUGAUUGAGAGAAGCAGCAUGGUUGGGAAAGAGUAUGACACCCUUUCAAAAUACUCACCAAAGAUGCCCCCAGCUCCUUCAGGCAGAGCAUAUACCAGUCCUUUGAUCGAUAUGUUUAAUAACCCAGCAACAGUUACCCAGAAUCCAGAAAGGAUAAAUAAUUCAACAGAUAAUUCUGAAGAUCCCAGUUUACAGCGAUCAGUGUCGGUUGCAACUGGACUGAACCUGAUGAAAAAGCAGAAAGUAAAGACCAUCUUCCCACAUACCGCGGGCACCAACAAGACUUUGCUCAGCUUUGCACAGGGAGACAGCAUCACACUGCUCAUCCCUGAGGAGAAGGACGGCUGGCUCUACGGAGAACAUGACACCUCCAAGGCGAGGGGUUGGUUCCCAUCGUCAUAUACAAAGUUGCUAGAAGAAAAUGCAAAGGAAACCAUGACUAUGCCCACGCCCAGCCCUGCGCCGGUGAGAAGCAUCAGCACUGUGAACUUGUCUGAGAAGAGCAGCAUGGUCAUCCCACCACCUGAUUACUUGGAGUGCUUGUCUGUGGGAACCGCAGUAGACAAGAGAGUUGAUGUUGCCAGAAAUACAUCUACAUUUAAAGCACCAGCACCCAAACCAGAAACCACAUCUCCUAGUGAUGCCAAUGGGACUGCAAAGCCGCCUUUCCUCAGCGGAGAAAACCCUUUUGCUACUGUGAAACUCCGACCGACAGUGACAAAUGAUCGAUCAGCACCAAUCAUUCGAUGAGAAGACAGCCAAGAAUUCUCCUGGUUCCUCUCACACUAAGUUCUCACUGGCACAAUGAUAGGUUACACCGUUUGAUAUGUGCUGUGACUGCUGUACGGCUUCACCAGAAGGUGCCUGAUUUUAAAUGUAUCCUGCUCCAGCAAAUCAACGCAUUUUCUCAAUUUAACAGUUGGGUUUACACAUUUCUGUCUUCAAGAUAAAUAAAUAAUAGUUUAGUGAGCGACUCAUUUAAAAUAUGUUCUUCCUAUUCUGUCCAAAAAACAGUAAAUUUGGUUCCAGUCUUUAUCUUUUAUUCUAUGAAUUUUUUUCUGAAUAAAAGCCAGGGAUAGUC